AUGGGUGGCUUCCGAGUCCUCAGCGACAGGGCUGUGCAUGAUAUUCUGAUCGACCUACCCAGGUCAGACAUACUCGCGUUCCGCGAUGUACUGGCGCAGUGCCUGGUCGACUUCUCCACCGGCUCGGAGCGAAAGCACCAGCCCGCCCCCGGCAUCGUGAACCGCCCUGAGGGCCAGCGGUGCCUGUUCCGGCCCUUCACCUCGGCUACCAGUGUCGGGACCAAGCUGAUUGUUACCCCCUCGCCCUCGUCCCCAGCAGCCGGCGGCCUGCACGGCAUGUUGGCCCUGUGCGACCAGGACGGGCUGCCAGCCGGCGUGCUAAACGCAGAGGAGCUCACUGGCUACCGCACCUCCUUCAGCGCGCUGAUCCCGUGGCUGUGGCGCCGCCGCACUGAUGACAUGGUCGUCUUCGGCGCCGGCAGGCAGGCUCUGUGGCACCUCCGACUCGCCUUGGCCCUCAGGGGUGACGAGAUCCGUCGGAUCAGCGUGGUGAACCGCACCGCCGCCCGUGCCAGGCAGCUGAUCGAGACCAUCACCAGGGAGAACCAGGCCCGCUGGAAGUCGGCCGCCACCCUCGAGUACGUGGACCCUGCCCGGGAGGACUACGAAUCCUGGCUAGAAAGCCACCUGGCCGUGGCAGAUGCCGUCUUUUGCACGGUGGGCACGACGGCGCCCUUGUUCCCGGCCAGGUAUAUAACGGGGGAGCCGAGGGAGCGCCAGCCCUACAUUUCAGCCGUCGGCUCCUGGCAGCCCAACAUGAUAGAGCUGGAUCCUGCUCUGCUGCAGCACGUGGCUGGCCACGCCCACCACGGCUUCAAGUGGGCCGAGGGUUCCCAAGGCGGCACGGUGCUCGUGGACGAUCGCGAAGGCACCCUGCACCACGCCGGCGAGGUAGUCGAGAGCAAGCUGGGGGCUGAGAGCCUGGCCGAGCUCGGCGAGGUCGAGGAGCUGCGGAGGCGGGCGGACAACCCAGAGCUCUUGCACUGGCUUCAGGACGGGCUCCUGGUUUAUAAGAGCAUCGGGGUCGGUAUGACGGACCUUGCAGCCGGAAACGCCAUCUUGGGGCUGGCCGAGAAGAGGGAUAUCGGGAUCAUGAUUCCUGAGUUUUAG
Messenger RNA from Diaporthe batatas, 1110 nucleotides. RefSeq lists its product as uncharacterized. The coding region runs from base 1 to 1110 and encodes 369 amino acids. The transcript has a single exon. The record is from RefSeq and is a predicted model, not a curated record. Gene Ontology annotation, cellular component: cytoplasm. Lineage: Eukaryota; Fungi; Ascomycota; Sordariomycetes; Diaporthales; Diaporthaceae.